Messenger RNA from Cannabis sativa, 3144 nucleotides. RefSeq lists its product as uncharacterized. The transcript is spliced from 10 exons. Lineage: Eukaryota; Viridiplantae; Streptophyta; Magnoliopsida; Rosales; Cannabaceae. Gene Ontology annotation, biological process: protein desumoylation. The record is from RefSeq and is a predicted model, not a curated record. Bases 1 to 2523 code for a protein of 840 amino acids. Gene Ontology annotation, molecular function: deSUMOylase activity. Gene Ontology annotation, cellular component: nucleus.
AUGGAUCUUUUAUUUUUUAUCUUUGAUUUAGCUUUUAAGGAGCAAUUCAAGCAUCUUACCGAUGAAGAGAUUGAGAAUUGGGCUGCAUACGAAGUCGAGGCUUCCCCCUCCAAGGUUGGUGGUAGAGGGAAAGGGAAGAAGGUGAAGGAGACAUUAUCUGCUGAGCCAGGGAUUGACAACAACGAAGGUGUGGGGGACGUUCAAGUUUCUGGUCGUUGCUCAUUCGAGCGUUUGGGGAGAAUAGUCCCACUGCUGAACGAGGCUCAAAAGGAAAUGGUGAGAAAUGCCGGUUUCUCAACAUUUUUAAGGGAGGAUGCCCCGUACAUAGACGCUAAGAUAGUUAGUUGGCUGAUCGAUCACGUGGAUCCAACCACUUCUCGGCUGGAGAUAUUUGGAAGAACAAUCCAACUAUCCGCCAAGCUGUUUGAGGAUGUCAUGGGAAUCCGGGAUGGCGGAGAACCCGUGGCAACCGAAAGUGAGCGUGACCUGGUUGAGUUUGACGUCCUCUUCAAGGCCAAGGACUAUAGGUAUUCCCUGACUUUGCUGGAGAAUGAGCUCAGGGAAACCAGCGACAGUGACUACCUGUUUCUCAUUAAGUUUCUCCUUGUCUGUAUUGGAACUGUGUUGCUGCCGAAGAAUGAAGAAUUGGGCGACUGCCGGAUAUCGAUAUCUAAUGAGCUCUCUACACCGGUACAAGACGAAGAACACCAAAAAUGUCUCCUAUUGCACGAUAUUUUUACAGGUAAGUUUUCGAAUUAUUGUGAUGGUAGUAAUUUUAUUCUCUCUUGUACUGGUGUGGUAAUAUAUGUAUGCACUUUUGUUUGGUGGCAGCUUGUAUAUUUGACGCACGUAGACUGGACUGCUACUCACGUGGACCGAACUGUGGCUCCAAUUGACUUUUGGACCACAAAACACUGCAAGUCAGUGUACAAGUGGAUUCGAGACCAGGGUGGUCACACAAGUGGAAAGGUGAAGUUGACUAACACGUAUGUGUUACUGCCAAGUUUUGAAUCCGCUGCAGUUGGGCAACCCACAAAUGACGCAAUAUACAAAGCUGUGUGUGAGUUGAAAGAUGAGGUCUUCCGGCUUGAUUUGAAGGUGAGCAGCGCAAAAGAGCUGUUACUGAAGGUACUCUCCACUUCCCUUGGGAAGGGGACUAUGAAAGAAGUGUUGGAGAUACCUGAGACGAGCAAAGUUCAGCGCUCGCUUUCGUUCAACGGGGAGACCGAGAAGAAGGAUGACGUCUGUGUCGAGGAAAAGGAUGGUGAAGGGACGAAGGAUGACGUGGUUGUCGAGGAAAAGGAUGGUGAAGGGACGAAGGAUCAAUUGGAAGAGGAUGUUGAUGAUGUAGAGAGUGUCCCUUCACUUAAUCUAUCAGAAGAGAAGGUCGUUGUUCCAACUAAGGUGGUUGUUUCUGAUGAUUCGUUUGAGGUUAUGAACUUUUGGGGAGAAGAUCUCCCCGCUAUUGUAAAAGAGGAAGUUGAGCAGACAGUGAAGGAUGAUUUUGAUGAUGCUGCGUUCGAAAGAUUCAAAGAAUCUGGAGGGAAGGUGAUUGGUCCGUUCACUGUGAAGAAGGGUUACUCAAAUCAACAGUACGAGUUGUUCCGUUACAUUUUCUCUAGCGCCAAUGAUCCGAGUGAAGUGUUAGCCCAUUUUGGGAAGGUUGAGGUCGAGCGGAUGUAUUUCAAAUGCAUGAAACCGGAGACCGAUAUAUCACACAGUCUCAUUGAUUGCUUUGCUCAAAUCAUGAAUUUUCGAGAGAAGAAGCGCAACGGCAUUGGAAGUAAGAGAACUUGGUUUAUGCCCACCAGAAUUUCGAGCAAGUUACUUGGAAGAUCGAUGACUGUGGAGAGGAUGGCGAAGCAGCAAGAGUGGUCCACUCUUUAUUACGAUGCAGAUUUGAGUUUAUGUCACACUAUGGUGGUACCCCUACUGGAUACCGAGAGUGCUCCGCACUGGUUUGCGGCGAAUGUGAGCAUGGUUAAUACAACAGUGGAAAUUAGGGACUCGUUGUCUUCUGCAAUGCAUAAGAGGUCACGUCGGAGCACCUGCGUAGAGAUGCUCCAGACUUUGGACCAAUUGUUUGCCCCUGUGAAGCCAGCAGACCUGAAUUUCAGCGAGUUUGUAAUUAUUUCUUCAAGCAAGGACUACCCACAACAACAAAAUGGCCACGAUUGUGGAAUGUUUGUAAUGAAGUACAUGGAAUCACUGUUCGAGGAAAAUGAAAUAUUGGAAGAGUUUGAUCCUAUUGAAGCGAGACUGGAUUGUGUUGGGAAAAUUGUCACCCACGAGAGUAACAAGGCUAGACAUGCUGUGAUGGAGGGAGUUAAGAAGCAAUUUGGAUUGAGCAAAACCAAAGUUCUUCCAUCAACAUCUACAACUAUAGCAUUACGUAGUCCAUCAAGGUCUCCUCGAGACCCCCGAUUCAAGACAAAUAAGGCCAGGUCCGAAAACAUGUGGACUGGCAAGAGCAAGUCCCCGAAAACACGUCAUUCUAAAAGGCUGGCCAUAAGUAACAAGUAGUAUAUUACAAUGGUUAGAAAAGUUACUUUAUUUAUAUAUUUACUAUGUUCAGUACAAUGGUUACAAAAGUUAGGUUUUAGGUCGUAAAUUAUAUUUACUCAGUCAUGUUAUAUACUUGCAUCAUACUACUGUUAGGUGAUUUGGAAUUGCACUAAUGUUGGUGAUUUUAUAAUUUACUAUAGGGUGAGACUUGUGGUAGUUUUUAGAAUUUGGUGGAACUGAUUAUUAUUAUUGUAUGGUCAUUAUUACUAUUAUUGUGAAUAUUAUUUAGGUUGUUAUACUUUGCCAUUACUAUUAGGUUUUGGAUUUUUUUUUACCAUAACAAUAUGUCAAGUACAUUAUUCUGAAAAUGAAACUAACCAAUUUUACAUUCCUUUUCGCACUAUCUGUUUUAGUCCAAUGAUGUCCAUAGCCAAAAUAAUAAUAAUACUUAUACUUAUGUACUUUCCCAUUACUAUUGUGAAUAUUAUUACUGUUGUUAUAUUUUGCCAGUACUAUUAGGUUUUGGAUAGUGAAGUACAUUAUUUUCAAAAUGAAAUUGUUUACUCCAAUUAUGUCCAAAAUAAUAAAAAUACCUACAAUCAACAACGAAGGCAUUAAUUCUGGCCUUGGACAUAAAUU